UGGACUGGCUCCAACACGCACAACAACGGCAACCCCGCUGGCGACGGUCAGGCUGGUGAUGCCGGCGAAGGCACUGGUGGCACGGACCGCAGCAGCUUUGUUGCCGCGUGCUCUGCCUCGGACAACUACCCCAUCCCGCUGGACAAGAGCGUCAACGACGUGUGCAACAUCCACAAGAAGAUUGACUGCUUUGACAUCAAGUCGAACGCCAUGGGCGGCAACUCGAACGGCCUCUCGGUCAACUGCGCUCUCGCCCUUGCCACGUCUGGCUACUACCGCUCUGUCACUGACGUCAACACGAAGGACCAAAUGAACGAGCUGCUGAACAACGCGCCUGCCUCGUUCGUCCAGGGCGUUGUCAUUGCCUUCAAGGACGCGCCUGCUCGGUCCACUGCCUACCACUACUUUAGCUCUCGCAACAACAACUUCACCAACCGAAGCCAGAAGGGUGCUAUCAUUGUCCUGCCCGACAACUAA
Capsaspora owczarzaki ATCC 30864 is the source of this 477-nucleotide messenger RNA. RefSeq lists its product as hypothetical. The record is from RefSeq and is a predicted model, not a curated record. NCBI's taxonomy places the organism in Eukaryota, Filasterea, Ministeriida, Capsasporidae. The annotation marks the transcript as partial. The transcript has a single exon.